GUCCACAAACGCGGUUACUCCCCUUUCUCUUCGUCUCCUAUAAAUCUUCCCACCCUCGUUUCAGCGGCCUCCAAAUCAAAUCGGUGUACAGCUGCAUCCUCAUCCCCUCGUCCCCUUUCUAUUUCCUCCUCACUUGAGCUGCUGCAUUCGAUUCGGCCAUGUAAAUGGAAGAGCAAUAAUAGGAGGCGUAAGCGGGCCGGAGUUAUGAAGGACGGCGAAGGUGGCGGAAUCCACAAGGGGGACACCGAUCGCAAACCCCUUGCUCCCAAUAACAUUAAGGCCCCCUCCGUGUGGGGCGUUCUCGCCGGCGGCGGUCACCACCACCGCCGCAAUACGAAGCCCUCGCUGCAUUCCUGGCCCUCCAGCGACUGUAAGUCAUUCUUUCUUUUGUACCGGCUCCUCUUGUUCCUCCUCCUCUCUGUUCUUCUCCUGUACUUCCUGUAUACCUACAAUCUCCUCUUCGCCUCCUUGCCUUCCUGUCCCAUCUCCUCCUCCACCGCCGCAGCAGCCACCGACGAUGUCAUCCACCUCUCCUCCUCCUCCGCCACCAACUUUUCCACCAAUGUUGGCAAUCGUACCCGCGCCGACGUAGCCAGCUCGUCGCCGUCGAUGCCGGUGCCGACGUCUCCUUCCCUCUCCUCUGCCGCAGCCGCCUCUACCGCCACGGGGUUGCAGCAUAUCGUGUUCGGCAUCGCGGCCUCCUCCAAACUCUGGGAGAAGCGCAAGUCCUACAUCAAGCUCUGGUGGCAGCCCCGCCGGAUGCGCGGCUUCGUCUGGGUCGACAAACCCGUUAAGGAGCUGAACUCCACCGAUCCCAGCCUCCCCGUCCUCAAGAUCUCCGGCGACACGUCCCGGUUCCCCUACACUCACCGGAAGGGCGAUCGCUCGGCCAUCCGCAUCUCCCGUAUCGUGUCCGAGACGUUUCGCCUCGGCCUCCCCAACGUGCGGUGGUUCGUCAUGGGGGACGAUGAUACCGUCUUCCUCCCCGACAAUCUCGCCCGCGUCCUCUCCCGUUUCGACCACCGUCAACCCUACUAUAUCGGCUCCCUUUCUGAGUCUCAUCUACAGAACAUCUACUUGUCCUACAACAUGGCCUACGGCGGCGGGGGGUUCGCCAUCAGCGCCCCUCUCGCGGCCGCCCUCGCCAGGGUCCAGGACCGCUGCCUCCACCGCUACCCGGCCCUCUACGGCAGUGACGACCGGAUCCAGGCAUGCAUGGCAGAGCUCGGCGUACCACUCACCCGCCACCCCGGCUUCCACCAGUACGACGUCUACGGCGAUCUCCUGGGCCUCCUCGCCGCUCACCCCGUCGCGCCGCUCGUCACCCUCCACCACCUCGACGUCGUCCAGCCCCUCUUCCCUGGCGCCGUCUCCCGGACCGCCGCCCUGCGCCGCCUCUUCGACGGCCCCGUUCGCCUCGACUCCGCGGGCGUAACGCAGCAAUCCAUCUGCUACGAGGGGCGGCGGCUCUGGACGGUCUCGGUGGCAUGGGGCUUCGCCGUGACGCUGGUGCGCGGGGUGAUGUCGCCGCGGGAGAUGGAGACGCCGACCCGGACGUUCCUCAACUGGUUCCCCCGCGCGGACUACACGGCCUACGCUUUCAACACCCGGCCGGUGGCGCGCAACCCGUGCCAGAAGCCCUUCGUGUACUACCUCACCUCCGCCCGCUACGAUGACGCCCACAGGACCACCGUCACCGAGUACGAGCGCCACCGCCAGUCCCACCCGCUGUGUCGAUGGCGGAUGGCCGACCCUUCGGCGCUCGUGGACCGCAUCGUCGUGUACAAGAAGCCCGACCCCGGCCUCUGGGACAGGGCGCCGAGGAGGAAUUGCUGCAGGGUAUUGUCGUCGCCGAAGGAUGGGAAGAGGCGAGACGGGUCGAUGGUGAUCGACGUCGGAAUGUGCCGAGAUGGCGAGAUCAGCCAGAUCAAUAAGCAGUAACGUUAGUUUCUCUCUCUCUCUCUCUCACGCUCUUUCUAAUUCGCCUACCAACUGUUUGUAGUUAUGACAAGAUGCUUUGUAUGCCUAAACAUAGAGAUUCCGAAGCUUUUCUGAGCUAUUUUGCUCCACCAUCUCGUCGUCGGGGGGAUUGAGUUGGAAACAGAACACGAUCACACACGCCGUGU
Messenger RNA from Musa acuminata AAA Group (dessert banana), 2126 nucleotides. RefSeq lists its product as uncharacterized. Lineage: Eukaryota; Viridiplantae; Streptophyta; Magnoliopsida; Zingiberales; Musaceae. Gene Ontology annotation, molecular function: acetylglucosaminyltransferase activity. The record is from RefSeq and is a predicted model, not a curated record. Bases 205 to 1941 code for a protein of 578 amino acids. The transcript has 2 exons.